Colletotrichum godetiae is the source of this 1820-nucleotide messenger RNA. RefSeq names its product transmembrane amino acid transporter protein-domain-containing protein. The transcript has 10 exons. The coding region runs from base 210 to 1604 and encodes 464 amino acids. Gene Ontology annotation, molecular function: L-amino acid transmembrane transporter activity. Lineage: Eukaryota; Fungi; Ascomycota; Sordariomycetes; Glomerellales; Glomerellaceae. The record is from RefSeq and is a predicted model, not a curated record. Gene Ontology annotation, biological process: amino acid transmembrane transport.
CUUAUGGCUGGCGUUCCUGAAUUCGAUAUAAAAUAUUGUUGCGGUUCGCUGGAGUGCUUCCUCUCGAAACAUUUGUUCCUGUCAUCGACAACGUGAUUGGCAACAUUGAGACUCCACAAGUCGUUCCUUCUUUCAACUCGGUUCUCUAGCUCGUGAUCCUUCUCUUUCUACGUUACCCCUGGGGCAAUAGUCUCGGAAGAUCACCCACAAUGCCGCCAUACACAAGCACAUCUUUGGAGGGCUCAUCCGAGAAAGUGGAUCCUGCGACGAACGGCGAUGUAUUUCCUGAACGAAACACGAGAACGGAAUGCAUUGACAUCGAUGAUAACAGGGAGGUCUUCCACGAAGAGGAGUACAGAGCGUUGGGAUGGAAACGCACUGGCAUCAUUUUGAUGAAGCUAUGCUUUGCCACCGGCGUAUUGACCAUUCCAUCUGCCUUCAGCUCAGUCGGGUACGGCCCGGGCAUUGCUCUGCUUGUGGGUUGGGGAACGCUGGCAACUUACUAUGCGUACAUCAUGUACGUCUUUAGAAUGAGAUACGCCGGAGUUCAUAGCAUUGCCGAUGCCGCGGCGCUCAUGGGCGGACCUAUUGCUCGAGAGAUUGCCGGCGGUCUCUUCCUUUUGACUUGGAUCCUUGCAUCUGGAUCUGGCUUCAUCGGUUUGGCGGAAGGAUUCAAAACGCUUUCCAACCGCCACGUCUGCAACAUUGCGUGGACGCUCGUCGCAGCCACGUGCACCGCAAUCGUAUCUAGCAUUCCCACUCUGGGGCGAUUGUCGAUCCUAGCAUGGAUAGGAUUCGCUUCAAUCUUCACGGCGGUCUUUAUUGUUGUCGUUGGUGUGACACAAGUAGAUCGGCCUGCGGCAGCGCCACAGACCGGACCAUACGAUAUGGAAGUACACGCCGUAGGAGCCCCUGGAUUCGUGCCAGGAGUUGUCGCGGCCGUCAAUCUUUUUACUGGUUAUGGAUCUACACCAACCUUUAUUCCCGUAAUUGCGGAGAUGAGAAGCCCGCGAUCUUUCACCAAAUCUCUCUUCUCAUCUCAGGUUUUCCUAGCCUCAUGUUAUGUAGCAUUUGGCACGGUGGUCUACAUGUAUUGCGGAAAGUACGUUGCGAGUCCGUCUCUAGGCUCUGCUGGCGGAACAUUGGAAAAGAUAGCGUACGGUGUUUCGAUUCCGGGUUUCAUCAUGACGACGACUCUUUGGGUUCAUCUUGCUGCCAAAUUCCUUCUCGUACGCAUCCUUCGCAACUCAGUGCAUUUACAAAGCAAGACUGUGAUUCAUUGGGUGACUUGGCUUGGCUCGACCAUAGGUAUCAGCGCGUUGGCUUUCAUCAUCGCUGAAGCGGUUCCAUUUUUUAGCUAUCUGGUUGGGCUCAUUGGUUCUAUUUGCUGCAUGCCUACUUGUCUGAUCAUCCCAGCAUUCAUGGGCCUCUACAUGGACUGGGAGAAAAGAUCCUUUAGUAGAGUCAAGAUGUCUCUCUGUGCCCUGCACAUCUUCACGAUAGUCCUGGGAUCAUUCAUGACCGUUGUGGGCACUUACACAACAAUCCAAAGCAUCAUCGAUGCGUACAAUGGUAGAAGGGUAGGAUCAGCUUUCACUUGCUAGAGUGAGGAGCGAGGGCGACGAUGAGAAAAAUUGGAUAUUGUGGCUGUCGAUUGCCCUACAAUAAAAUUUAGAUGGCUUGAUGACCAGUCUGGAGGGGUUUUGCCCAUGACUGUCAGUCUCAACAACAUCUUACGCUGACCCAAAUGAAGUGUAUUAGGGGGGAUAUAACCCGCGAUAGAUCCAGCCUUAAUAGUAAUUCGAGAAGAAUAAAUGGGG